Molecule: messenger RNA, 427 nt
Organism: Ceratosolen solmsi marchali
Lineage: Eukaryota; Metazoa; Arthropoda; Insecta; Hymenoptera; Agaonidae
Exons: 2
Coding region: 74-427 (117 amino acids)
Biological process (GO): proteolysis
Molecular function (GO): serine-type endopeptidase activity
Source: RefSeq, a predicted model, not a curated record
CAUACACGAUUCGAUUAAACCAUACAAUAUUUCUUAUCUAUCCAAUUCGGAAUUUUAUGGAGCAUGUGCUACUAUGGCAGGAUGGGGUAUAUCAAAUGAUAACAAUACCCCUGCCAUUAUGGAAACAGUAGAACUAAAAGUCUUAUCAAUUGCUGAAUGUGAAGAUAAAAUUGAAAGACUUCAUGGAUCAAGAGUUCCAGUUAAUUACAGACAGAUUUGUUCUUCUGCAGAUCCAUAUGCACUUAUGAGCUCUGGCGACAGUGGAGGUCCGCUUUUGAGUAUGGGUAUGGUUAUUGGCGUCAAUACAGCUACCGUACCAGUGACGGUUAAGGUGCCUCAUCCAGAUAAGGUCAACGUUCAUGCUGGUAUCGAAUACUACAGAGCGUUUAUUUUGGAAGCCAUAGGUAGCAGUUUUGUAUGGUCUUGA